AUGCCUAGAGGAGGAUGGCCUUUGACUGUGGAUUACUUCAAUCUGAAGUUUGGGAAGAAGAAAUCAAUAUCUGAACUAAAGAGGCUUAUUGCUUCAUUUAGAAAUAAUGCUUCAGUAAGAGAUAAUGCUAGGAAUGAUGCCUCCAGCAACGAUAAAGGUGGCACCAAUUUAACCUUAUAUACUAAAUGCUAUGAAGAAUUGUUGAUUCAGAUUGAAGAAAAUAGUUCAAUACCUUUUGAAGAAAGAAUGCCUACUCCGAAAGUCCCUGCUCAAUAUAUUAAUCAUCUGGUUAUCGAUUUGAUUAACAGGGCUUUGAUCCAAUAUACAUCAGAUAAUCCCCCAAAAUCGAUUAAUGACAUUUCUACUUUGAUAUAUUCCUCACAAUGCACUUAUCAUCGAAUUACAAAGAAAGAAUUUUCACCAUCAAACUGGGUGGACAAUGUGAAAAGGAAGAUUGAGUCUUUAACUGAAAAUGAGUCUAUCAUUACAAAGUUUUUUACCUCAACAGUAAGUGAUGAGGAGAAGAAGAAAGCAACGGAUAUUCUUUGCUCUUUUAAUUAUAAAAAAUUGAAAAGUGGUGAAUUUGAAAGAAUUUCGACAGCCAUAAAUGAUAAAAUUAAAAUUCUCAUGAAGAAAGUGAAUAUUUCUGAUUCAAGAAGACAGUUCAGGAAGGAUAACAGAAAUUUUGAGUUGUAUAGAAAAUCCUUUUAUAGAAGACUCAAUUCUACCAUCCAACAUAAUGAGUGUAUUGACACUGACCGUUGCUUGAAGUUUUGGACUAAUGUAUGGAAAAAAAGAGAUAUAAGUGAGUAUCAAUUGGGUGUGAAUAGAAGAGUCACUGGUGCCGAAUAUCACGAACCUGAUGUUAAUGACACCUUCAUUUUAAACAUUAUCGAAUUUCUCCCCAACUGGAAAGCUCCUGGCUGCGAUGGAGUUUACAACUUCUUCAUCAAAAAAUUGGACUCCCUACAUAAAUUUCUAUUUGAUGAGAUCAGAAAUAUCAUUACUGGAAGCAGUCAACCUCAGAGUUGGUUUUAUACCGGGAUAACUUAUCUUAUUCCGAAAAAAGAUAAUUCCACUGAAGCCGGUGAUUUCAGACCAAUUACCUGUAUGCCGUGCCUUUAUAAACUCGUCACAAAGUGUGUAGAUGAGAAAAUUGCUGAGUAUGUGGAAGUAUACGAUCUAAUCUCUGAGUGUCAACUUGGCACUAAGAGGCAUUGUCAAGGUGCAAAGGAGCAAGCACUUAUUAACUGUUGUGUGAACAGGUCACAUGAGUACAAUUAUUUUCUUCAUGGGUAG
This is a messenger RNA of Octopus sinensis (East Asian common octopus), 1299 nucleotides long. RefSeq lists its product as uncharacterized. The coding region runs from base 1 to 1299 and encodes 432 amino acids. Lineage: Eukaryota; Metazoa; Mollusca; Cephalopoda; Octopoda; Octopodidae. The record is from RefSeq and is a predicted model, not a curated record. The transcript has a single exon.